This is a messenger RNA of Cynara cardunculus var. scolymus (artichoke), 1440 nucleotides long. Its product is annotated as lanC-like protein GCL2. The coding region runs from base 44 to 1282 and encodes 412 amino acids. Gene Ontology annotation, biological process: carbohydrate metabolic process; peptide modification. NCBI's taxonomy places the organism in Eukaryota, Viridiplantae, Streptophyta, Magnoliopsida, Asterales, Asteraceae. The transcript is spliced from 6 exons. The record is from RefSeq and is a predicted model, not a curated record. Gene Ontology annotation, cellular component: plasma membrane.
AUAACACUCCCCGUCUGACUUUUUAAACCAUCAUCGCCGGAAAAUGACAGAUCGAUACUUUGAGAAUUUCAUGUCAGAUUUUGUAGAGGAGAAGGCAACGGUAACAGGAAUUGAAGCACAAGAAGAAAAGGAAGAAGAUUCUUUGUUGAAGCUUCUUUCUACGCCAUACCCCACUCUCUCCGAGAAACUCAAACGAGCUGCCUUGGAUCUCAAAGAAACUAUAGUGGUGGAGACAUGGGGAAUUACAGGGCAAAAAGUUCAAGACUUUUCCCUAUAUCGAGGCACUCUUGGAACUGCUUUCUUGCUGUUGAAAUCCUAUCAAAUUACUGGCAACAAAAACGAUCUUGAUCUCUGUUCUGAAAUCAUAAAAGCUUGUGACUCUGCUUCUUCCAGUUCCAGGGUUGUGACUUUUUUAGUGGGGCGUGCCGGAGUUUGCGCUCUUGGUGCUGUUGUGGCAAAGCGCCAAGGCAAUAAGCAGAUGGUUGAUUACUAUUUGACCCAAUUUAAAGAGAUCGAGGUAAGUGAAGAUUGUCCAGAUGAAAUUAUUCGUGGGAGAGCUGGAUACUUAUGGGCAUGUCUCUUUCUUAACAAGAAUUUAGGCGAUGGAAUAAUUCCGUCUACCCAUUCCAGUGCAGUUGUGGAUAAGAUCGUCGAAAAUGGGAGAAAAUUGGGUGCCACUGCAAGAUGCCCUUUGAUGUUUGAGUAUAAUGGUGAGAGGUAUUGGGGUGCUGCCCAUGGGUUAGCUGGGAUUUUGUAUGUCCUCAUGAAUUUUGAACUUGCGCCUGAUGUGCUUGCGGAUGUGAAGGAAACACUCAAGUACAUGAUCAACAAUCGUUUUCCUAGUGGAAACUACCCACGGGAAGAAGAUAAGAGAAACGAUGAUCUUGUGUAUUGGUGUCACGGUGCACCUGGAGUGGCCCUCACACUAGUCAAAGCAGCUGAGGUGUUUGAGGAUAAAGAAUUUCUAGAAGCRGMAGAGGAUGCAGCUGAAGUUGUGUGGAAGCGUGGCUUAYUGAAGAAGGUUGGUAUCUGUCAUGGUAUCAGCGGGAAUGCGUACGUCUUCCUCUCACUUUAUCGAAUGACGGGUAACGUUGAGUUCUUACACAAGGCCAAGGCGUUUGCUUGUUUUUUACUUGAUCGGGGCCACAAGCUCAUAUCCGAAGGCCAGAUGCAUGGAGGUGACACUCCCUACUCUUUGUUUGAAGGAAUUGGAGGUAUGGUGCAUCUCUUUUUCGAUAUGACGGAUCCUGCUAAUGCUAGAUUCCCUGCUCAUGAACUUUGAAAAUGUUUCUAUCUAUCCGUGAGGACGGAAUGGUAAAACUUUUACGAGCUUCUGUUGUAAACUUGUGUCUAACGAUAAUAAUGAGUUCAUUGCUUUUAUUUGGUGUCCAUAUAAUGGAAAAUUGCAUGAAAAAUACAACGUACUUUAGUCUUAUUCCU